AUCGGGCGCCUGCUGAUGGACUCCAAGUAUGCCACCCUCACUGCCCGGGUAAAAGGUGGAGAUGGCAUCCGGAUCUAUAAGAGGAACCGUAUGAUCAUGACAAACCCAAUCGCCACCGGCAAAGACCCCACCUUUGACACCAUAACCUAUGAGUGGGCUCCUCCAGGAGUCACCCAGAAACUGGGCCUACAGUACAUGGAACUCAUCCCCAAGGAGAAGCAGCCUGUGACAGGUACUGAGGGCGCCCUCUACCGCCGACGCCAGCUCAUGCAUCAGCUCCCUAUCUAUGACCAAGACCCCUCUCGCUGCCGUGGACUUGUGGAAAGUGAGCUGAAAGCAAUGGAAGAAUUUGUCAAGCAGUACAAGAGCGAGGCCCUUGGGGUGGGCGAAGUGGCCCUCCCAGGCCAGGGAGGCUUGCCCAAGGAGGAAGGCAAGACACAAGAAAAGCUGGAGGGCCCAGAGACCACUGCCCCAACCACCAAUGGCAGCCUGGGUGACCCAUCCAAGGAAGUGGAAUAUGUCUGUGAGCUCUGCAAAGGAGCAGCCCCUGCUGACAGCCCAGUGGUCUAUGCUGAUAGGGCUGGCUACAGCAAGCAGUGGCACCCCACAUGCUUUGUGUGCAUCAAGUGCUCAGAGCCCCUGGUGGACCUCAUCUACUUCUGGAAGGAUGGUGCACCCUGGUGUGGCCGCCACUACUGUGAGAGCUUGAGACCCCGAUGCUCAGGCUGUGAUGAGAUCAUCUUCUCAGAAGACUACCAGCGAGUGGAAGACCUGGCCUGGCAUCGGAAGCACUUCAUUUGUGAGGGCUGUGAGCAGCUGCUGAGUGGCCGAGCGUACAUCGUCACCAAGGGUCAGCUCCUGUGCCCCACUUGUAGCAAGUCCAAACGCUCCUGAAGGGCUGCCCAACCACAGCCAGAGUCUAUUGGAUCCCACCAGGAGACUGAAGCCAUCCACUGGGGCG
This is a messenger RNA of Cricetulus griseus (Chinese hamster), 961 nucleotides long. The record is from RefSeq and is a predicted model, not a curated record. NCBI's taxonomy places the organism in Eukaryota, Metazoa, Chordata, Mammalia, Rodentia, Cricetidae.